CAGAGUUGCCCAGCGAUCCUCCGGAGAUUCGCCUGGCACACUGCCUACGGCUCGUCAACAGUCACCCGCGGGAUGAGCACAUCACCUUCGAAGCAAAAGACCAUGCUUACUUUUGGAGAAAGAGGCGUGCAGCGAAAUCGGUGACCCAACUGGUGCACGAGUUCGUGAACGAGUUCUGCGAGGAGCAAGCGAUCAGCUCCAUGCGGGGAAGCACCAACUGGCCACGCCCAGGCUACCUUAAAUCGGUGCUCUCCAAGCAGCAAGAAGCCGAACUCGCGCAGCUGAGAGACACAGAACAGCUCCGACAAGCGUUCCAGCAGGAAGGACGAGACGAGCUGCAAAUCUGCAAACUCGCUCACCGGCUACUUGCACGCGAUCGGAAGGACGGCCCGAUCGCCAAGCUCGUGGCAGGGUUAGGGCUCUCCGAGAACGAGAUCCGGGAAAAGUGGGCGCAAGCUCGAGAAGACGGCGCGAAAGAAGGCACGUGGAUGCACGCACAAUUCGAGCAUCUACUGAACGGUGGAUCCCUUCCAAGCCGGACGAAAGAAGUCGUCCUGCUGGCACAAUUCCUACGCUCCCAUCCAGGCAUGACGGCAUAUCGCACAGAAUGGCGGGUUUACGCAGAGGAAGAGGACGUGGCUGGCAGCAUCGACUACGUAGCGGAACGAACGGACGGCAGCAAAGUCAUAGUGGACUGGAAGCGGACAAGAAGAACGAGAUUGAGCGGCGAGGCUUUCGGCAAGACCAUGCGGCGACCGUUGUGCAGCGUACCCGACUGCACCCUUUGGCACUACCGCCUCCAGCUGAACGUGUACAGGUACAUUCUCGAGAAAUACUAUGGGCAGAACGUCUCGUCCAUGUACAUAGUGGGCACCAACCCCGACAACGGCGACCAUCCAUAUGUCGACGAAGUGCCACGAAUGCAGACAGAGACGGAAGCUCUUUUCCAACGUUGA
Molecule: messenger RNA, 956 nt
Organism: Symbiodinium sp. CCMP2592
Lineage: Eukaryota; Dinophyceae; Suessiales; Symbiodiniaceae
Source: the annotation of a GenBank genome assembly